Messenger RNA from Glycine soja, 4225 nucleotides. RefSeq names its product kinesin-like protein KIN-14B. Gene Ontology annotation, molecular function: ATP binding; microtubule motor activity; microtubule binding. Lineage: Eukaryota; Viridiplantae; Streptophyta; Magnoliopsida; Fabales; Fabaceae. The coding region runs from base 138 to 3980 and encodes 1280 amino acids. The transcript is spliced from 24 exons. The record is from RefSeq and is a predicted model, not a curated record. Gene Ontology annotation, biological process: microtubule-based movement.
AUAAACACCCCGCUUCCUCCCUCUGUUAUUAUUACAGGCACAGCCAGUACGGUACUUUAAUGAUGGUGAUACAAACCAAAAAGCUGUUUCCUUUCAGAGAGGGAGUGGAAAUCUGAGAGGGUUUCGCGGCAACGGCAAUGGCGGAGCAGGGUAACCGCUGGAGCUGGGACGUCGCCGGCUUCGAGCCUUGGAAGUCGCCGUCGCCGGAGCAAAACGAUCAGAAACCUACCGCGCCGUUGGCGAGGAGAAACUCCACCACCUCCUCGGUUCCUCCACACUCCGUGGCUUCCAAAGUUGAAGGGUUAAGAGAAAAGGUUAAGCUUGCUAGAAUUGACUACCUGCAGUUAAGACAAGAAGCAAGUGAACUUCAAGAAUAUUCAAAUGCAAAACUUGACCGAGUUACACGAUAUCUUGGUGUACUUGCAGAGAAAACACACAAGUUAGAUCAAGUUGCCCUUGAAACUGAGGCAAGAAUGUCUUCUGUGAUCAAGGAGAAGAAGAAAUUGUUCAAUGACUUAUUGACAUCUAAAGGAAACAUACGGGUAUUCUGCCGUACUAGGCCAUUAUUUGAAGAUGAAGGUUCCUCAGUUGUUGAAUUUCCAGAUGAUUAUACCAUCCGUGUAAAUACUGGAGAUGAAUCCUUGUCUAACUCGAAGAAAGAAUUUGAAUUUGACAGAGUUUAUGGACCUCAUGUUGGACAGGCUGAGUUGUUCAGUGAUGUUCAGCCAAUGGUGCAAUCAGCUUUGGAUGGAUAUAAUAUUUCCUUAUUUGCAUAUGGACAAACGCAUUCUGGAAAGACGCACACUAUGGAAGGAUCAAGCUAUGAUAGGGGUUUAUAUGCUCGCUGUUUUGAGGAGCUGUUUGAUUUGUCCAACUCGGACACAACUGCUACUUCUCAAUAUACAUUCUGCAUUACUGUUUUUGAGCUGUAUAACGAACAGAUAAGGGAUCUGCUUUUGGAGUCAGGGAAAAGCUUGCCUAAAUUGUGUUUUGGAUCACCUGAAUACUUCAUAGAACUAAUGCAGGAAAAAGUUGAUAACCCUCUGGACUUUUCUAGGGUUUUGAAAGCCGCAUUCCAGGGUCGAGGAAAUAAUCCAUUAAAGAUUAAUGUUUCUCAUUUGGUUGUUACAAUACACAUAUUUUAUAACAAUUUGAUCACCGGUGAAAACUCAUAUAGCAAGCUCUCUUUGGUUGAUUUGGCCGGAAGUGAAGGUUUGAUAACAGAAGAUGAUAGUGGUGAGCGUGUCACAGAUAUGCUUCAUGUUAUGAAGUCACUUUCAGCGUUGGGAGAUGUUUUGUCUUCUUUGACAUCAAAAAAGGAUGUUAUUCCUUAUGAAAACUCGAUGCUAACGAAACUAUUUGCAGAUUCACUUGGUGGGAGUUCAAAAACUCUGAUGAUUGUAAAUGUGUGUCCAAAUUCUUCAAAUUUAUCAGAGUCAUUACUGUCACUCAAUUUCUCUGCCAGAGCUCGAAAUUCUGUAUUAAGCCUUGGAAACCGAGAUACAAUCAAGAAGUGGAGAGAUGCUGCAAAUGAUGCACGUAAGGAGUUAUAUGAGAAGGAAAAAGAAAUCCAAUAUCUGAAACAAGACGAUCUGAGACUUAAGCAAGCACUUAAAGUUGCAAAUGAUCAGUGUGUUCUGCUCUUCAAUGAAGUACAGAAGGCAUGGAAAGUUUCUUCUGCAUUGCAGACAGAUUUAAAGUCAGAGCAUAUUUUGCUGGCCGAUAAUUAUAAGGUAGAGAAAGAACAAAAUGCUCAGCUUAGAAAUCAAGUCGCUCAUAUGUUACAGUUAGAACAAGAGCAAAAUUUGCAGAUACAACAGCGCAAUUCAACCAUCCAAAAUUUGCAGGCUAAAAUUGGAAGCCUUGAAAUACAACUCAAUAAAGCUCUGGGAUCCAUUAACACUGGGUCAAAUGUUGGCCCUGAAACUGUGUCUGCAGCUCUAUCAAAUUCCAGGACAACAGGGGAAGGGAUGGAUUCAUCUGCAGUAACCAAGAAACUGGAAGAGGAACUCAAGAGACGCGAUGCUCUGAUUGAGAGGUUGCAUGUAGAAAAUGAGAAAUUAUUUGAUAAAUUGACUGAGAAAGCAUCUCUGGCUGGAUCACCUCAGCAGUCAAGUCCAUUAUCUAGGGGAUCAGUUGAUGUUCAGCCUCAAAAUAUUGGAAGGAAUGACACUAGCACCACUGCUAGAGCUCGUUCUGUGGAUGUUCUUCCUUCAUCUUUGAUGAUAGAUAAGAAUGAUGGCACUGUUGCUUUAGUUAAAUCUGGUUCCGAGAAAGUUAAGACUACCCCUGCUGGGGAAUAUCUUACUGCUGCCCUGAAUGACUUUAAUCCUGAUCAAUAUGAAGGACUUGCUGCCAUUUCUGAUGGUGCAAACAAGCUUCUGAUGCUGGUUCUGGCUGCUGUCAUCAAAGCUGGUGCCUCCAGAGAACAUGAAAUACUUGCUGAAAUUAGAGAUGCUGUUUUUUCAUUUAUUCGUAAAAUGGAACCUAGGCGAGUAAUGGAUACCAUGCUUGUUUCCCGUGUUAGAAUCUUGUAUAUAAGAUCUUUGCUUGCUAGAUCACCAGAGUUGCAAUCCAUUAAGGUAUUGCCAGUUGAGUGCUUUCUUGAAAAGGCCAACACUGGACCCAGUAGAAGUUCCAGCCGAGCAAGCAGUCCUGGAAGAUCUUCCAUGCAAUAUGUUGAUGAGCAGAUCCAGGGAUUUAAAGUGAAUCUAAAGCCAGAAAAGAAAUCCAAAUUUUCAUCUGUUGUGUUGAAGAUACGUGGAAUUGAUGAAGAAACCUGGAGACAGCAAGUAACAGGGGGAAAGCUUAGGGAAAUUAGUGAGGAAGCAAAAAAUUUUGCAAUUGGAAACAAGGCUCUUGCGGCACUAUUUGUACAUACUCCAGCAGGAGAGCUGCAGCGCCAAAUUAGAUUCUGGCUUGCAGAGAAGUUUGAUUUUCUAUCUGUUAUGGGAAAUGAUGCACCAGGGGGGACAACUGGUCAGUUGGAACUUAUUUCAACUGCAAUUAUGGAUGGUUGGAUGGCUGGACUUGGCAGUGCUCUGCCUCCCCAAACUGAUGCCCUUGGCCAACUUUUAUUUGAAUAUUCAAAACGUGUCUAUACUUCUCAAGUGCAGCACUUGAAGGAUAUUUCUGGUACCUUGGCAACAGAAGAGGCUGAAGAUGCAGCACAAGUUGCCAAGUUGCGUUCAGCUCUAGAAUCUGUUGAUCACAAAAGAAGAAAGAUUUUACAACAAAUGAGAAGUGAUGUAGCUUUGCUGACAUUGGAAAAUGGUGGUUUGCCUAUUCAAAAUCCUUCUACUGCUGCUGAGGAUGCACGAUUAGCAUCUCUCAUUUCACUUGAUAGAAUAUUGAAGCAAGUCAAGGAUAUAUCUAGACUUUCUACUGUGAACACCAUUGAGAAAAGUAAGAAAAGAACAGUGCUCGGUUCUCUUGAUAAAUUGACAGAACAAAUGUCUUCACUUCUUGAAAUUGAUCAUCCAUGUGCUCGGAGGUACAUUGCAGAUGCCCGCAGAAUGGUUGAGUCAAUUCCUGAAGAAGAUGACCGCAUUCAAAAUCUAUCACAUUCUCGCAAGCCAUCAACUGAUACAGACUCGGGAUCUGGAACUGAUGUGGCACAGUGGAACGUCCUUCAAUUCAAUACGGGUAAUACCUCACCAUUUAUAAUCAAAUGUGGAGCAAACUCAAAUUCAGAACUAAUCAUUAAAGCUGAGGCUCGAGUUAAGGAACCUAAAGGUGGCGAGAUUGUGAGGGUUGCCCCAAGGCCGUCUAUUUUGGAAAAUAUGAGCUUGGAGGAAAUGAAGCAAGUAUUUGCUGAACUACCUGAGGCUUUAAGCUUGCUUGCCCUGGCAAGGACUGCCGAUGGAACUCGAGCACGGUAUUCUAGAUUAUAUAGGACCUUGGCUAUGAAGGUUACAUCACUUAAAGAUAUGGUCAGUGAGCUUGAAAAAGGGGGUGCACUGAAAGAUGUGAGAACAUGACCUUUCAAAUGGAAAGAUGUUCAUGAAAUUUACACUAUAUGCCUCGAGUAGCUUGCAUUUGAGGCAUCGGCUUUUUGGGGGGUUCAUUGAGUGGUGGGGAACCAUCGUGUGCAUUAUGUACAAUUGUUAUUUUGUGUGCUCAUUAUUGCAUUUAGUUGUAAUUAUCUCAGUAUUUUUUCGUAUUGCAGUUUUGUUUAUCAGGUGUAAUCAAUCCAAAGAAUUUGAGUCCAAAGGCUUAUUUUUUA